AUGGGGGAUGACUUAAACCUUACAUCUAUAACUCUUGAUGGGUAUGUGCAAGUUAACAAAUAUGGAGGUGUUUAUUUUGUGAUCAUGUUUACAGUAUAUAUUCUAAUAGUCUGCAGUAAUUCUACUGUUUUGUACCUGAUCUGGAACCACCAAGACCUCCAUGAGCCUAUGUACAUUUUCAUUGCAGCUUUGUUAGUGAACUCUCUUCUUUUCAGCACCGGUAUGUAUCCCAAACUCCUGACUGACGUUGUAUCUGAGCAACAAGUCAUAUCAUAUUCAGCCUGUCUCUUCCAGUUUUUUAUAUUUAAUUUUUUAGGCAGCUCAGAGUUCUUACUGUUGGCAGUCAUGGCCUAUGACAGAUAUGUGUCUAUAUGUAAACCUCUGCAAUAUCCAACUAUCAUGAAGAAAACCAGUGUGAUUAUUUUCCUGGCUUUAGCUUGGUUUGUGUCUGCUUGUCAUACUACAGUGCCAACAAUACUGAGUGCUCAAACUAAACUGUGUAACUUUACUUUGAAAGGAAUACUUUGUAACAAUGCAAUUUACGGGCUUCACUGUGUAGGAUCAAGAGUAAUUACUAUAUAUGGUGUGGUUGCUUUAUUAGAUCUGGCAGUACUACCUCUGUUCUUCAUAGUUUUCACGUACACAAAGAUACUUAUUAUAGCCCAUCGAAGUUCUAGAGAAGUCAGGAAAAAAGCAGCAGAGACCUGUUUACCCCACCUGCUGGUUCUAAUCAGUUUCUUCUGUUUGAGUGCAUACGAUAUCAUUAUAGCUCGAGUAAAAUCCAAUUUUCCAAAACCUGCACAUUUAGUAAUGACAUUACAAAUAGUUUUGUACCAUCCUUUGUUUAAUCCACUCAUAUAUGGACUCAAAAUGAAAGAAAUUACUAAACACCUCAAAAGGUUAUUUGGUCCAGCUAAAAUCAUCUGA
Monopterus albus (swamp eel) is the source of this 927-nucleotide messenger RNA. RefSeq names its product olfactory receptor 6N2-like. Gene Ontology annotation, cellular component: membrane. NCBI's taxonomy places the organism in Eukaryota, Metazoa, Chordata, Actinopteri, Synbranchiformes, Synbranchidae. The record is from RefSeq and is a predicted model, not a curated record. Gene Ontology annotation, molecular function: odorant binding; G protein-coupled receptor activity; olfactory receptor activity. Bases 1 to 927 code for a protein of 308 amino acids. The transcript has a single exon. Gene Ontology annotation, biological process: G protein-coupled receptor signaling pathway; detection of chemical stimulus involved in sensory perception of smell.